Messenger RNA from Herpailurus yagouaroundi (jaguarundi), 666 nucleotides. RefSeq names its product methyl-CpG-binding domain protein 3-like 2B. The coding region runs from base 1 to 666 and encodes 221 amino acids. NCBI's taxonomy places the organism in Eukaryota, Metazoa, Chordata, Mammalia, Carnivora, Felidae. The record is from RefSeq and is a predicted model, not a curated record. The transcript is spliced from 2 exons.
AUGAGUGUGGUUGACAUUGACAAGUGUGGUAAGAUGGGCACAUCCUACAGAGAAGGUGGUGGAGGAGAAAGGGUCUGGAAUUGGCACUGGGGGAAGCUCAAAAGAAACAUGAUGGCCUGGACUUCGGAGAAGAAAAAAGUCCAUUUAGUUGAGUCCAAGCAGAGGUGUCGUGAAAGGGCUGCACUUCCUGUAAGGCGGACCAGCUGCAUUUUUGAGAGGCCGGUCACAAGGAUAACUUCUCAUCCUGGCAGUGGGACCAGGUGCAAUCAAUGGGACAAAACCUUGGAGAAGCCCCAGCAAAUCUGUGCAUACAGGAGACUGCAGGGCCUCCAGGCCUGCAGCAGCGAUGGGGAGAUGUUAAGUACUUUGGACUUUACAAGUACCUUACAGGUAGUUGCGCUGGGUGGUGUGGGUGGUGCUGGGUCUCUACCUGGCAGACCUGAGUUCUGCACAGCGCCAUCUUCAGGUUGGGCAGGGACGGUCCCCGGGGUGGGUUUCUGUCCCCCACCACUCGUCUACAGACAACCGGUAACACUCGGAGAUAUCUGGAGACAGACUCAGAAAGUGAGAAAAGCAAGAGACAGGCUGGCUGAGGCCUUGGGGGCAGACAGGCUUGCCAGGGAGGCAGAGAGAGCCAGAAGCCAAGAGGGAUGUUCUGACAACUAG